AGUAACGGGACAGUACAGUAAAUACUUUAGUUGAAACCACAUGUGUUCGCCUUGCUCGGUAUUCGAAUAUUGAAAUGGGAGAGAAUAAUCUUUCCUUUUUGGAUAAAGUGCUUAACAUUGUCAAAGAUGAGAGAUCGGAGGAUAAACCAUUGAUAGAAUUUAAACAUCCGAAAGAAUUGGAGAGGAUAUUGGACCUAGAUAUAUCAGAAGGAGUCACUGAUCAGGAGUUAGAGGAAUGCGUACGUCAAGUAUUAAAAUACAGCGUCAAGACUAAUAAGGCUGUUUUUCGUAACCAAUUGUAUAGUGAUACAGAUCCUUAUGGACUUUCGGGAGCAUGGAUAGCAGAAGCUUUCAAUACUAGCCAGUAUACCUUCGAAGUUGCUCCAGCGUUUACUCUUAUUGAACUUAAGGUUUUGAGCCACGUACUGAAAUUAUUCAGUAUUCCCGACGGAGAUGGUAUCUUUAGUCCCGGAGGCAGCAUGUCAAUGCUGUACGCCCUAGUAGCAGCCAGGUUUAAAGCGUUUCCAGAAGUCAAGAGCAAGGGCAUGAGGAAUUUGCCAGAAAUGGUUAUAUUCACGUCGGAAGACAGCCAUUACUCUAUCAAGAAAGCUGCUCACUGGCUUGGAUUUGGAACAGAAAAUGUAAAAAUUGUAACAACGAAUGAAAAAGGACAGAUGAUAACAGAAGAACUCGAUAAAGCAAUUGAAAACGCCAAAAUAAAAGGACAAUAUCCAAUAAUGGUGAAUGCUACUGCUGGCACUACUGUCCUCGGAGCUAUAGAUCCAUUAAAUUAUAUAGCGGAUGUUUGUGAAAAGCAUAAUGUUUGGAUGCAUGUUGAUGCAUGCUGGGGUGGAAGUUUAAUGUUAUCAAGCAAAUAUCGAAAUAGACUUUUAGGAAUUGAAAGAGCAUAUUCAAUAUCAUGGAAUCCCCAUAAGAUGGCUGGAGCUCCGUUGCAGUGUUCCUUGUUCCUGGUUCGGAAGAAGGGAUUACUGCACGAAGCCAAUUCUGCUUCUGCGCAGUACUUGUUCCAACAGGAUAAGUUUUAUGAUGUCUCAUAUGACACUGGUGAUAAAAGUAUUCAGUGUGGGAGAAAGAUAGAUGCAUUCAAGUUAUGGAUGAUUUGGAAAGCUCGGGGUGAUCUAGGACUCAGUCAGUUACUAGACAAUGUGAUGUCGAUAGCACAGUUCUGUCAACAAGCCAUAGCGAAGAGACCUGGGUUUAGAUUAGUUGUGGAUUCACUGCAAUGUCCUAACGUUUGCUUCUGGUAUAUACCACGAUUCAUGAGGAAUCAAGAUGAAGAUGAUACGUGGUGGGAUAUCAUGCACAAGAUUACACCAAAAAUCAAAGAACUGCUAACGCUCGGCUCGUUACUAAUGGUGGCGUAUUCACCACUUCGACAUCACAAAAACUUUUUCCGUCUAGCGUUCUCCUUCCAUCCGAAGAUCGAUGAGAAACAAGUUCUUGGCAUGAUAGAAGCUAUUGAGAAGUGUGGUGAAGAAAUAACGCUGGACAUGUUACAAUGAAUCAAAUUGGCAGAGCAAAUUAAGAACGAUGCUAAGCAUUAUGACUUUGCGUCUGUCUAUUUAUAGUAGCAAUUAGCAAUAAAACCAUCGUACUUCAAAGUUUUCAAGCUUCUGUACAUACUGUUUGCUAUAAUUUAAAAAUAUACUCAGAAAUCAUGAUGAUCAAUAAUUUUAGAAUAUAUAAUAUUAAACAUUCUUAAAUGCUCU
This is a messenger RNA of Manduca sexta (tobacco hornworm), 1730 nucleotides long. Its product is annotated as acidic amino acid decarboxylase GADL1. Bases 75 to 1523 code for a protein of 482 amino acids. The record is from RefSeq and is a predicted model, not a curated record. Gene Ontology annotation, biological process: carboxylic acid metabolic process. The transcript is spliced from 8 exons. Gene Ontology annotation, cellular component: cytoplasm. Lineage: Eukaryota; Metazoa; Arthropoda; Insecta; Lepidoptera; Sphingidae. Gene Ontology annotation, molecular function: pyridoxal phosphate binding; carboxy-lyase activity.